Perkinsus marinus ATCC 50983 is the source of this 1338-nucleotide messenger RNA. Its product is annotated as enolase 2, putative. Gene Ontology annotation, biological process: glycolytic process. Gene Ontology annotation, molecular function: phosphopyruvate hydratase activity; magnesium ion binding. The coding region runs from base 1 to 1338 and encodes 445 amino acids. The transcript has a single exon. The record is from RefSeq and is a predicted model, not a curated record. NCBI's taxonomy places the organism in Eukaryota, Perkinsozoa, Perkinsida, Perkinsidae. Gene Ontology annotation, cellular component: phosphopyruvate hydratase complex.
AUGUCGACUAUUAUCUCCAUUAAGGCCCGUGAGAUCCUCGAUUCUCGUGGCAACCCGACCGUUGAGGUUGAUCUUACCACUAAGGACGGCAUGUUCCGCGCUGCCUGCCCCUCUGGUGCUUCCACUGGCGAGUUCGAGGCUCUUGAGCUCCGUGAUGGUGAUAAGGCCCGUUAUCAGGGUAAGGGUGUCCUCAAGGCUGUCGCCAACGUCGAGAAGGUCAUUGCCCCCGCUAUCAUCGGCAAGGACGUUACCGAUCAGGCCGGUAUUGAUAAGUUUAUGGUUGAGGAGUUGGACGGUACUCAGAACGAGUGGGGCUGGUGCAAGGCCAAGCUCGGUGCCAACGCCAUCCUCGCCGUUUCUAUGGCUGUCUGCCGUGCCGGUGCUGCCGCCUCGAACAUGCCUCUCUAUCAGUAUAUCGCCAAGCUUGCUGGUAAGGACACUGAGAAGUUCCUCAUGCCCUGCCCAUGCUUCAAUGUCAUCAAUGGUGGUAAACACGCUGGUAACCGUCUUGCUUGCCAGGAGUUUAUGCUCGUCCCCUGCGGUGCUUCCUCCAUUCACGAGGCUAUCAGGAUCGCCUCUGAGGUCUAUCAUGAGCUCAAGUCGGUGAUCAAGGCCAAGUACGGUCAGGACGCCACCAACGUCGGUGAUGAGGGUGGAUUCGCCCCCAAUAUUCAGGACAUGGAUGAGGCCCUCUCCGUCCUCUUAGAGGCCAUCAAGAAGUCUGGCCAUGAGGAUACCUGCCGUAUUGGUUGCGAUUUCGCUGCCUCUGAGAUCUAUGAUGCCAAGACUGGCAAGUAUGACCUCGACUUCAAGAACCCCGAGCCUCAUGCCGAUGCCGAGUUGACCGGUGAUGAGUUCAUCAAGUACCAGGAGGAUCUUAUGAACAAGUAUCCUUUCGUCUUCAUUGAGGAUCCCUUCGAUGAGAACGAUUGGGCGACCUUCGCCAAGUUCACCGCCAAGGACGGUAAGGAGAUCCAGAUUGUCGGUGAUGAUCUUCUUGUUACCAACCCCAAGCGUAUCCAAAAGGGUAUCAACGAGAAGUCUGUGAACGCCCUUCUUCUCAAGGUUAACCAGAUAGGUUCAAUCACCGAGUCUAUCGAGGCCAACAACAUGGCCGUUAACGCCGGCUGGACCGUCAUGGUUUCCCAUCGUUCCGGUGAGACUGAGGAUACCUUCAUCGCCGAUCUUGUCACUGGUCUUGGCACUUGCCAAAUCAAGACUGGUGCCCCCUGCCGUACUGAGCGUCUUUGCAAGUACAAUCAGCUCAUGCGUAUUGAGGAGGAGCUCGGUGAUAAGGCCACCUAUGCUGCGGGCCGCAACUUCCCUCGUUGCCAGUAA